Molecule: messenger RNA, 2232 nt
Organism: Porites lobata
Lineage: Eukaryota; Metazoa; Cnidaria; Anthozoa; Scleractinia; Poritidae
Source: the annotation of a GenBank genome assembly
AUGGCGGAAGGACUUAUUAAAAGUUCAAGGAAGACUCCCACGAAGUUUGACAAUGGAUUCGAGCCGACUUUUGACUCCGAUGGAACGCCUUCCUGUCUUACUUGGAAUAUCGAAGACGUUGCAGACUGGGUGGAAUUUUUAGGCUUCAAACAAUAUCGAGUAAGGAAACAAAUCGAUAUUUAAACAUUUGAUGAAGGCCCUUGUUUGAAGAAAUUUGUGCAAUUAUGAUUGCUUAUCAGAUUGGUAGAUUAUUAAAAGCACAGAUCACAUAAUGGAACUCCAGUUGCUUAGAUAACGGAAGUUAUUUCAGCGUCUUGCAUAAUGGCGCACUGACUUAAGCUCUUUAAUCAUCGCAGUGUUCAAGAAAUUGUUCAGUGACACGAGAAUUUUCCCAUACCCUGGGAACGAGGUUGAAUUAUUCCAUGUUUUUAGUAUUGUUAUUGAGGGUGAGGUAGCUCAAGAUGGAUGCAAGAUACUGGGCUCAUUCUUUUUUGUGUCUUUAUUGUCCUCGACUUUGUCUCAGUCAAUAAAGACGCAAAAAAGAAUGAGCCCAAUAGCCAGCCAUCUUGACCUUUAUGCAUAUGUAAAGUGUGGACAUAAAUGGGAGUACCCCCUGCCCCCAGCCAUCCCUUGAAAUGUCUGUGGGAGCCUGUGUAAUAUUUGAAGACCUUAUUCUUGGGAUAGUGGUUCAUAUUGAUGUUAUUUUACAUCUAUGUUAAUUAUGCUAGAAUAAUGAUUUUUCCAAGUUUGAGGUUCAUUGGAAUAGAUACAAAGAAUAAUAGUCAACCAUCAGUUUAUGGUAAGGUCUGCAAACUAUUGGUCAUACUCUUAACUUUUUACAGGCCUGCUUUAAAGAUAACCUUAUAAAUGGAAGGAAACUUAUCAAUGUUGAUGCAUCAUCACUGCCGAGAAUGGGAGUAAAUGAUUUUGAACACAUCAAGGUACUUUUCCACCUCCUUAACCUAUUAUUAAUCAUUAUAGUGGUAGUCUUCAUGAGUUAAUUGACAGUGAUAGUGUCCAUGAUCUUGUUAGUAACAGAUUCUUACGAAACUUCACACAUAUAUCUCAUUUAGCUUGAUAAUUAAUAUUAUCCGUUUGCCAUUUGCACAUCUUCCAAAAUAUGCCUUGUUCCCCCCCCCCCCCCCCCCCCAAAAAAAAGAAUUUUUGCACAAGCGGUCUUUUUUUUCUCUUGGGACUACUGUAAUACCCUGGAGAAAACAAUAACAAAGGUUAUGCGAAAUUUUGGGGAGCAAACAAGGUAUAUUAUGGUGGAUGUGCAAACGGCAGAUGGCAGCAUUAACAUGAUUUUUUUCUCUUUUAAAAAAUAAAGGCGUUGAAAAAUAAUUAUGGCGACACCUGUAUCAUAGUGUCGUAAAUUUUUUAUGGGGGUUGGGAAACUACAAGUGUCCCAAGGAUUUGAGGCAGGGAAAGCUCCCUGUGAGCACUUUAACACCUUGCUCUUUAUUUUCAGCAAGUAAGUUUUCUUUAAUGUAAAAAUAUUACAACUAACCAAAAAUUGUUUCGGUGAUUUUUGCAGGCAUAGCAUUAAAACUUGAAAAAGUUGUGCCAACUAGUUCAGGUUUCAAUCCACAUCCAUCCCUGCUAUCUGUUGUAACAGAAAACAGGUUUCAAUGCCUAAAGAGUCUUAAAUAACAAUGACCAUUAUGUUUUGGAAUUCAAUUCAUGCCAAAGAAGUUUUAGCUUUUUAUAAAGAUAGCAAAUAGCAUGACGUAGCCCCUUCAAGUCAACCCAAUAUUGUACUAUUGUCUGUCCGAGUUAAAUAAGAAAAAAGAAAUAUUUGCUUUCUGCCUUACGCACAUCAUCACUCAAUGAACAAAGGGCUAAAGGUGCUAGCACAUUAAGUUCAGGAAGAAAAUUGUCCUCCAAUUUUGUGUUGUGCAACUCAAAUGUGGGAAUAAGGUUCUGAUCUCUAAUGUUGAAGUAAAAAAACAGUUUGAAUCAGGGAAAGGCAAAACAGUUUGUUUUACCUCUUUACUUUGUUUUACUUCUUUACCCUAGGUAAUAGCCAAAAAGGUCCGUGAAGUGCUGGGAAUAGAGGAACCUUAUUGGAACAGAAGUAUCUCUCUUUUGCAUAGAGAACCCCUUGGCCUUUUCCUUGAAAGAAAAAGCAAAACUGGAGAGGAAGCAGACAUACUGACAUUUGAUGAUUACAAGCGUCAACUUCAAAAGCAAGAACAAGCAAAACAACACAAAAGCAAAAAUAAAAGAUAG